AUGACCCUCGAAGACUUUGAGAAAUCCCUGGUGGAGGAUAAGGAGAGAAAACACGAGAAAAGCGACCGGGAACGACACCAUCGAGACCGCGACCGCAGCAGAGAUCGCUCACGACACCACCGUCAUCACCGCUCCAGCAACCACCACGAUUCCCGACACAGAGACCGGGAGAGCGAGCGCGAAUCCCGGCACAAAGAUGACAGUGGACAUCGGCAUAAGCGAUCGCGUCACUCCGAGGCAGAGGAGCAUGACCAUGCGCAUAAACGCCGACAUCGAUCCAGCAAAGACGAGGGCAAGGACGAUUCCCCCAAGACCGUGGUCCAGGAGGAGCUCGGUCGGCCGAAGCGGGAUGCCUGGAUGGAAGCACCCUCCGCCCUAGAGAUUGACUACGUGCAUCGACCGGACACGACGCGCCUCGAGGAGGAGUCGAACAAACCUAAAAUGCUCCAGGCGGAUUAUGAGCUCAAGAUCCACGACCGCGAGCUCAACCACCACCUGCGAGACCUUAAGGAGGGCAAAGCCCUCGAGGAUGUCGAAGAGGAGCCUGCGCAGCAUGAGGUAGAUUACACAUUUGGAGACCCUGGGUCGCAAUGGCGGAUGACGAAGCUCAAAGGCGUCUACAGAGAAGCCGAAGCUAGCGGCAAACCGGUGGAGGAGAUCGCCGAGGAACGAUUUGGGGAUCUCCGUUCAUUCGAUGAUGCCCGGGAAGAAGAAAUUGAGCUGGAUCGUCGCAAAAUGUACGGUCAAUCCUACGUGGGCAAGGAAAAGCCCAGUGGCGAGCUGUUCCAGGAGAGGAAACUCCAGAACAAUGUGCGGAGAGGACCACUGAAACAUGUUCACGACCCUGAGCAGGAGCUUCAGGCUGAGGGCCAGGGCAAGAAGAUGGACGUGGAGCCACCCUCGAACACAACCCAACAUCUCGAUCUCACGGCAUUGAACCGCCUGAAAGCUCAAAUGAUGAAAGCGAAGCUCAGGAAAGCCCCCGAUGCCGCCGAGCUGGAAGACAAGUAUAAUGCGGCCGCCGCGGCCAUGGCCAAUCGCAAGGAGUCCGACGUCGUGGUUCUCGGUGUGAUGGAGAAUCGAAUGCUGGCUGGCUCCCGGAAUGAAGUCAAGCCCGUCGAAACGAAAAGAGGAAUCGAACGAGGCCAGGUGCAAGAAAACGAGGACAUGAGCAUUGAAGACAUGGUCCGCGAGGAACGUAGGAACCGCGGUCAGAUCGGUGGCGAAGGACAGCGACUGGCUGAGCGGAUCUCGCGCGAUUCCAAGUUCGAGAAUGAGCUAGAGUACAUGGACGACAAUGCUUCCAAACUGGCUCGACGGGUGCAUCGAUCUGAAAUCGACAUCAAGAACUCGACCAUCAAUGAUUUCCGCAAGAUGAAUCAAAUUUUGGAUAACUGCCCCCUGUGCCAUCACGAGGACACCAACACGCCGCCCACCGCACCGGUAGUAUCGCUCGCAACCAGAGUCUUCCUGACACUCCCCACCGAGCCCGAAAUCAGCGAAGGCGGCGCUACCAUCGUACCCAUCCAACACCGACGGAACCUGAUGGAAUGCGACGACGACGAAUGGGAGGAGAUCCGAAACUUCAUGAAGAGCCUGACUCGCAUGUACCACGAUCAAGGCCGGGAUGUGAUCUUCUACGAGAACGCAGCGCAGCCCCAGCGCAAACGACACGCAUCUAUGGAGGUGGUGCCAUUACCAUACAGCCUGGGCGAAACCUCGCCGGCCUUCUUCAAGGAAGCUAUUCUCAGCUCCGACUCGGAAUGGUCGCAGCACCGCAAACUCAUCGAUACCCUCGCCAAGGCAAAGGAAGGGCUCGGGCGAUCGGCAUUCCGCCGCACGCUGGUCAAGGAGAUGCCCUACUUCCACGUCUGGUUCGAGCUCGACGGCGGGCUGGGCCAUGUUGUCGAGGACGAACAUCGCUGGCCCCGGGGGGGACCUGUUCGCGCGAGAGGUCAUCGGGGGUAUGCUGGAUGUUGCGCCGGAUGUGAUCAAGCGGCAGGGACGCUGGCAGAGGGGUGCCGAUCGACGGGUGGAUGGGUUCAGGAAGCGAUGGAGGAAGUUUGA
Penicillium lagena is the source of this 2067-nucleotide messenger RNA. Its product is annotated as putative cell cycle control protein (Cwf19). Bases 1 to 2067 code for a protein of 688 amino acids. The record is from RefSeq and is a predicted model, not a curated record. NCBI's taxonomy places the organism in Eukaryota, Fungi, Ascomycota, Eurotiomycetes, Eurotiales, Aspergillaceae. Gene Ontology annotation, cellular component: post-mRNA release spliceosomal complex. The transcript is spliced from 2 exons. Gene Ontology annotation, biological process: mRNA splicing, via spliceosome.